Molecule: messenger RNA, 3391 nt
Organism: Zingiber officinale
Lineage: Eukaryota; Viridiplantae; Streptophyta; Magnoliopsida; Zingiberales; Zingiberaceae
Exons: 5
Coding region: 493-3126 (877 amino acids)
Source: RefSeq, a predicted model, not a curated record
UCUCUCCCCUCCCUUUCCGUGGCCCAGGCGGAUCAUAAUCCUUCGAUCUGCAGCUACAAUUUCGUCCCCAGCGCCCACUUCCACACAUCUGGGUCUUCCACCUUCCCAAAAAUCCCACCUUUUUCUGGGACGAAUAACUCGGACGCUUCUGCGGCACUGCUGUGCUUGGGCUCGCCUUGUAGCCCUUCUGGAUUUGGCGCCGGUGCGCCGCACUGGAUGGGUUGGCGGUUUCGACGAUGCUGAAUCCGCUGCGGCGGCGCUGCUGAGAUGGAUGAGAGGGAGCGGUGAUGUUGGACUUGGAGGUGUAUCAGAUCCGAUAUUAUCCAUUUUGAAGCCUAAAGUUGAAUUCGACUUCGAAAAACACACUUCAUUUUGGAUGGCUUGCCUGAAACAAUCGCCACAUGACAAUUGCUGCAGUGAUGUGGAGCUACUCUCCAUGUACUUUAUGAUUUAAGCAGAAUCAUAACCAAUUUGCAGAAGCUUGUUCCUUUCAUGAUUGGUUUAGAGAUUGCAGGAAUGGCAACAAAAGUACAAGGAAAAAACUACCUUCCAGGAUACUUUUUCUUACAUGAUGUUAAGGAAGAUACCAGUAGCUGGUCUGGUUACUAUCGAGAUAAACAGUUAAGUGUGAAUCUCAAUAAUGGUUAUAUAGCAAGGUCUGCAUUUGGGUUCUCUGAACACGAUAAAGUGAUGCUAAAACAGACAAUGCUUGAACAUGAAGUGAUAUUCCAUAAACAGGUGUAUGAACUUCAUCGUCUCUAUAAAAUACAAAAGGACCUAAUGACUGAGUUUCAAACUAAAGGCUUUCACGGAUAUCCUAUUGUUCCAGAAGUAUCGCAUUCAAAUCCUUUCGCAACUCAAAUAGGACAAGAAUGCCCUGAAAAGAAACCACAGAUGGCUCACUUUAUAGGAAACACCAAUCAUGGAAAGACACCACUUGCUGGUAUUGAGAGGUUCCAUUUUAGCUCAAGGAAGGAAGGUAGUGUUCAUUCUUCUCCCAUCUCAUUAUUUAAUGGAGUUUCUGAAAAGGAUGAUAAGGAAUUAGAUUACCUGCCUCGGAAAAGGAGGAAGUUUGAUCUUCAACUUCCAGCUGAUGUGUAUAUAGACAUUGAUGAUACUGAAGGCUCUAAUAAGAAAAAUUUUUCUGAACAUUCUUAUAGUGCUAAAGAUCCCAAGAAUGGAGCUUGUUCUCUCUAUUUUGAGAAUGAUGUUAAGCUAAGUCUAGGGAGUACUCAUAAAGAAGACCAUAAUGUGGUGAACUCACCAAUACAUACCAACAUGUCAACCGACAUAGUCAAUUUAAAUGCACCUACAACCGAUGUUGAUUUUGGAGGUCCUUCAGAUUCAGCAUCUGUACAAUUUCUUGGUUCGAGGAUGCAAAGCCAAUGGAAUAAGCUGCACCAUUCAUCUGUGAGAUCGUAUACUAGUAUCAGUGAUGGGCGUGGUGAUCAGCUGACUACAUCAGAUUAUUUGUAUACAGAUGUUGACCGAAAAAGAGGAUGGCCUGGAAAACAUAGGAGUACUACGGAUUUUCUUGCUCGGACUUCUGAUAGUGAGAACAUGGAAACAUCGCAAGGGACAUUGCCUUUGAACACUAGUACUAGAACUAAUGUUAUGCUUCCAUUUGAUCGCAAUAGCCCAGAGAUAUGGCCUGGGCCAAAGUUAUCUGAUAGAUUCUCAAAUUCAGUUCUGAUGUCUCCUCAAGUGCCUGCUUCAAUCAAAGCUAAGGCCGACGUAGUCCGUUGUGCACCUUCGUCUGUUUCAUCUUGGAGAAAACCUUCCACCAGCACAAAGGACAAGCCAGUUACAGUUCAAUCACUUCCUUCUUUAUGCCGGUCAUUGAAUCAUAGUAAGAAGAGUUUGAGUCUCAAGACAGAUGAUCAAAUUCCCAUCACUUGUGAGAAGAGGGAGAGCAUUUGGCACUUGACUGCCAGCCUUGAACCUGUUACUUUUGUGUCUCAUACAAAUAUACUUCACCUUGGCCUUCACAAUGAUGAUAAUGAAACUCGUCAUAGUAAUCUACUAAAGGACCAUCAGAAUGGUUACCUGAGAAGGGACCUGAAAACCUCAAAGAAUAUGAACUUAAAUGAAUCAUAUCGAGGUGGCAUUAAAGGUAAGCAUAGUUAUCUUGCUGAUAACAAAUAUAGCAAAUUGUCAGAGGGGCCUUCUUGGUUUAGCAAUACAUCCUUAGACGAAUCCGAUGUCACAAAGAAGCAUGCCUCAAGGGUGGAUGUUAGCUUAUCGAAUGAACACAUGCAGCUGGAAUCAAGUGCCGAUGCUGAAAUAUUUGGUAGAAAGAACAGGGAAAAGAUUAGGAAUCAAAUUAAUCUGAAUGUGGAGUUUGCAUGUGUAGAUGGUCCUAUGCCUUUAGAGGAACUCCAUGAUUGUGAGGUAGUGACUUCAUCGCACUCUGCGCCAAUCUUUGAUGCAAAAAUGUGUAGCUUAAGUAAGCACAAACAGACAACCUUGAGCAAGAAAGAUGGUUCAGAAGAACAGGACCCCUCGGGGGAUUCACUUCGACUAGCUGCCCAAAAUUUAAUUGCUCUCUCUAUGGAUUGCCAUGGUAGCUCGGACGGGAUUACUCCAAGCAUGUUGGAGCCUUCAUCUGACAAUCUGUCAUGGUUUGCAGAGGUUGUAUUCUGCAGUGCAGAAGAUCCAAAGAUAUGCGAGGACAAUGGCUUUGAUCUCUUUGAGACCAUGACUCUAAAUCUGAAAGAGGUUAAGACGAAUCGAUGCUGGCCUAAAGAAAGCGAGAAAAAAGAUGAGACAAAAGAGAGAGACAGCACAGGAGCUGCGUCGAUGCUUUUCACAAAGCCUCGGCGUGGCCAGGCCAGAAAGAGGAGGCAAAAAAGGGACUUCCAGAAAGAUAUCCUUCCAGGCCUUGCAUCACUGUCAAGGCAUGAAGUGACUGAGGAUCUUCAAAAUAUUGGCAGGAUGGUGAAGGCCUCCGGUAAGCCUUGGAAGACAGGCAUAACUAGAAGAAACAAAUGUCUAAAUGGAGCAACAUCUCAAACGAGUUAUACUGAAAUAAGAGAUAGCGAAAGGAGUCUGAUCGGAUGGGGAAAGACCACAAGGCGUUGCCAUCGACCGAGAUGUCCUCCCGGCACUCUUCCUACUUUGAGUUGAAAAGGAGCACUAUGCUCUCCAAGAACAAGGUAUAGAGGAAUUACUUACAUAGUGCAGAUACACAAGUUAUGGAUACUGCAUUUAUGCACUGAAUACUUAGAGCCGCAUCUAGUCCGAUACGAUAAUAGUUGUUCCAUAUCAAGUUCGACCCAGCGUGUCCUAUGGAUUGGGCUAGGCAAUGAUGGUUGACUCCUAAAGUACAAGAAAGAACUAAUCAUUUGUUUAUCGAAUAAGGAUGUAGAGCAUCCAUGCUAGCUUUGCUUCA